Chelmon rostratus (copperband butterflyfish) is the source of this 3285-nucleotide messenger RNA. RefSeq lists its product as uncharacterized. Bases 926 to 2965 code for a protein of 679 amino acids. The record is from RefSeq and is a predicted model, not a curated record. NCBI's taxonomy places the organism in Eukaryota, Metazoa, Chordata, Actinopteri, Chaetodontiformes, Chaetodontidae. The transcript is spliced from 5 exons.
UUCAAAAGUCAGGUAUGUCGUCACUUCUGUCUUAUAUUCUCGGUUACCCAAAGAAAGAAAAGAAAAAGAAGUAACUAGGAUUUUAUGUUGAUUGUAUGUUGGCACAGUGGUCUCAAUAGGGCACACAUCCAUUUCUUUGAAAAGUGAAAGUAGCCCUUAUCCAGUUUAUGUAUGGAAUUGCAUGUUUCCCUGGUAACCGAGUCUGUUAUUUUAUUUUUUUGUUUUGUUUUCGUUAAAACAUACCAAAGGGUUCAUUGAUACCAGCGGAGGCAGGUGAGAAAUUGUGUAUUUGUCAUUUAAUUUACGCAACUUUCAAGUUUUAGGGAAUCACAGAUCAUUUGGUUUCAGUUUUAGUUUCAGUCAUUUUCUAUCUUUACUUUGCUUAUAGCGUUAGAAUCUGCAUUAUGACACAUUAAGCCUUCAAAGUGCUAACGGUUCAUUGAAUAGCCUCCUUUAUGUGGAUGUGAAACGGUUAUUUCACUGCACGUCGGCCUUAAAUGUAACUAAGUUUCAUAGAUUUUGUGUUUUUUGCCCUAAAUUGUGUGUGGAAGGAAGACAUUACCUCCUCGGGCCGUGCACCACCGCUUCAGCAAUCAGACUGUCAGUGAGUAUACACCGCUUAUGGGUGCCUGGUUUAGGACUGAGACAGACCACAGUCGGGGUUCAAGGCUGUAACUUGACUAAUUGGCAACCGGCCGAAUAUGCCGAAAAGGAAGUUGUGCCUGAGCGAGUAAACUGAGGGCUGACCUUCCCCUUUAAACAGUCAGGAAGUGUUGCUGUUAAUCUCAGUACUGUAGAGCAAAGGUGGAUAUACAUUUCUUUAGUUUUACGCCCCUGUUUUCUUUCUUCUUGGACGUAAACAUCUAAUUACUUUGACUGACAAAGCAUCCACCUCAACACUGAAACCAGCCACUGCUGUCCAGCAAUGCCUCUGUUUCGGGGUUUGGUUGAACAUGUGGCGAGGGCUCAAGCCGACCAGAGGAGGAGGAGGAGGAGGAUGGAGAACGUGGAGUGGAUGGGGAGCUGUGGGAAGACAGAUGAAGAUGGCUCCGUCCUCUCGCUGACACGGUUGUGUCUGCUGAACCUUGCUGACAACAUGAAGGAAGUGUGGGUGAAAGACUACGCGGACAACUACCUGGAUCACUAUUUCUUCAGACACAUCAUGGGGCCUUUCAACUUACUGCCGGGCGACCUCGUGGAGGAGCUGACGUUGCUGCUCUGCGCCAGAAAGGAGUUGUCCCGAGCAGCCCUUCACCUCCUGCUGGUCCCCCAACUCCGUGGCCUGUCUCUGCAAAAGUGUCCCAUUCUGGUCACCUCCACCCUCUGUCCCCACAUUACUGCACGUUGUCAGGCUCUGUGGCGUCUGGACCUAUCUGGAGUCCAGCAGCUGCCUUCAAAGGUCCUGUGUGAAACCCUCUGCUGUCUUUCUGCCCUGCGCUCGCUCUGCCUGGCUGGGACACCUUGUGACAGAUGUGUCAUUGGGACGAUUGCCCUCCACUGUCGUUUGCUGCGCCAUCUGGACGUAUCCCACUGUCGUUUCCUCUCUCCUGCUGCACUACUUCCUCUUGGAAGUGGGGCGGCCCUUUCAUCCUCUGGCUGUCCGUCUAAGUCAUCUUUUCGCUGCACCUCUACAUCCCAAUCUUUCAUUUCCCCUUCUUGCUCUGCACCUCUGUCUCCUCUGCCCCUCAGCAGUCUCCUGGCUCUGGAUAUUGGCUCUGAGGUACAAGAGGGAGACUCUGUGGCGGUGGCAGCCUUCCUCCUCCUCUCCCUGCCCUGCCUGGAGAGAGUGGCCAUGGAGGGCCUCACACAAGCCUGUUGUCUCAUCCAGCGCAGAGAGUUUGACCAGACAGAUAAGUUCACUGACAGAGAAGGAGUUCCUAGGCUGGGGGUGAUGUGGGCGGAUUGGAGGCACAGACAGGGCAAGGACAGUUGGAGGGAAAAGAGAGAAGGAGCAGCAGCAGAUGAAGAAAAUGAGGAUGAGGAGAGGACGUUGUGUGAUGGGUAUGGUAGUGAGAGUGAAGAAGAUGCACGUAGAGGUGAAGAGCAAGGCUGCUGUCAGGACCAAGCACAGGAACAAAGGAGAGGAAGAGUUUUGUCUCAGUCAGGUGAUGAACACCUGAUCCUGCGCCUGAAGGACGUCAAGAGUUUAUCAUGUGACUCUCUGGACAGUUUAAGCCAUUUAUGUCCAAACAUCUACUCAAUAUCUGUGAACGCUGAUGAUUGUGAAGAUGCCAGAGAAGGUCGCCAGGGGUCUCUGUUAGCCGCAGGCCUCCAGGCGUGGUCAGGCCAGCUGCGGAGCCUCUCCGUACACUACUCAGGCCCCCUGGUGGACCUCCUUCCCGCCUUGCAAGUAGCAGGCUCGUCCUUGCUCUCUCUCACCCUGGAGGGGGUGAAAACCAGCCCUCACACUCCUCUACUGGAGGUCAUCAGGGCAUGUCCCAAACUCAGAGACCUGCUCAUCUCUGCUGAGCCUCCCACCACGCCACAGGAAGAGGAAGAUGAGGAGGAUCAGCGGGACAAUUGGGAUCUUCCACGGCUGCCUAACCUCUGCUCUCUUGCACUCAGAUUCUCCUACGAGCACAGCCUAAUGAAGCCUGUCAUGUCCUGGAUGUCCCUGAAGAAGGUGCUCAAGAGUCUCCUGACUGGUUCUCCUUUGCUGGAGAAGCUGUCACUGGUCUCCCUGCCAUGCCCUCUGAACUGCGUUUUACAGGAUGUACUGCGCAGAGUGGCCCCAGACCUGCAUCUCUCUGCAGAUUCCACAGGCUUACCUCCCCUGCCACUUGGACGGGUGCGUUACAUUGACCUGCCGCGGACGGAUGUGAAGAUGAUAACGGUGAAAAGUAUAAUGCAACGGAGCAAGAGACUCAAGUGUGUAGAUGUGAGUUGUUGCUGGAAAAUCAGUCAGCUUCAGCUUGAGUUGUUGGCCUUAGAGAGGAUCAGUAACGCUCAAGUUAUCCGGUUGUAGUGAAGAGAUGGACGACCUCCAAUACAGGAGUAACACACUCCCACGACAGCAUCAAAAAUGCUUUAAAUCACUCAAAUAAAAAUACGCUGCACAAUUUUACAGUGAUUGCAUCAGUAUCUACAACUCUAUCACUUCUGUUAUUUUUGUAACUACAGUAAAUUCCUACAGACACAGAUUGAUUGAUUGUACUACCUCUUACAGAUUACCGUGCGGCUCUCUACAGUGCCUUGAAUGAACUGCAAACUGUGUCUGUAUGGUGUUUUUGAUAAAUCUUUUUAUCUUGUUUUUCUGAUGGCAACAUUAAACAUAUGCACGAGGAA